CCAGUAAGGGAGAGGGAUAACAUUUUAUUUUGAUUUCAUAUCAGUGGCGGUACAUGGUACAUAGAGGCACUGAGAUUACGUUUACACUGUUUUACAUUACUCUGCGUUAGAGAUAGAGCAGCCGAAUCUAUCGCGCAGCCUCCGCCAAUUGUGUGGCAGCCGUCGCCAAAUAACCUAUCCUAGACAAUGUUAUGAGUUGGUGAUGGUGAGACCAAUUUCACUUGAUUUGUAGUGGCGAAAAUGUGUACAAAUAAAUACAUUUUAAAAGUUAAAGUUGCUUUAGCUAGAACUUCUAAAAAAUUUAGAUCACUUGUGGUCGCUGGUCUGUGCGCAUACAUUCGGAAUGGCUACCGCACCGUGAAACUCGUUUUCUUACCAGCAACUGUUACUGAUAUGUUUAAUUAGCUUAUUAUUAUAAUCGUGCUUAGCCGUGCACCAGCUAAAUUGGUCAUUAAAAUUGAGCCUAAAUUAAGAAGGAAGGAGGUGUCAUGUGUGAACAGUCAUCCGUGUAAAUAUGUAAAUAGGCCAACAUUGAUGGACUGAAAACUAGUUGUCAGUAUUUAAUUUUCUUUAUGAAAGAUAACUUGAAAUAGUUUGGUUCACUGGUUAAUCGGAAUAGCACCCACAACCAGGCUAAACAAACUUAUGAGCAAAUGUUAUUGAUGGGCAAAAGUGAACACUAUGAUUUGAACAUUAAAAAAUCACCUUGCUGAACUGCCUGCUAUACCUAUUAGUACUUCGGGAGAGCCUAUGGUUCGCUAUAGAGACAGCAAGCUACUUAACCGGCUAAGAAUAUUUAACCUGUCUUCGCUGGCGUAUGGGCACGGCAUAAGAAUGCUGCUGACAGCGCAACAGGUUUUUGUAUCCAGCAGGGUGAAACCCUCUGAAGAGGUCUAUGCGCAGGAACAGCUGAUUUUUCUUUUGGCAAUUUUACAGAACAUGGAAUCCUCAACUGGCAGCCUACUAUCUGUAUAUCAGUGUAGGAUAGGUCUCUUUUAAAUGCGAUAGGUUUAACUGAUAAACUUAAAAAAUAGGCGUAGACCACAUUACUAAUUUAUUCUGGUUUUAUUUGGAAGUUUUUCUGCUUGCUGGAACCAAAAUGACAUUUCUAAACGGCCCAAGGCUUUUGGAUUGGGCAAAUUCACCUCCGCAUCUACAGUUCAACAAAUAUGUUCUGACUGGCUACCGACCGGUAUCAUCAGUUCAGGAUUGUAUCAAAAGCUUAUUCUACCUGCACAACGAGUUGGGGAAUAUUUACACGCAUGGAAUUCCCCUGCUCGGUUUCCUGGUGCUGCUCCCCCUGAGUAUCCCCUGGUCUCAGAUCAAUGUCACAUGGCUGGGUGUGGUCCACUUCCUCGCCUGCCUGUCCCCCGAGGUUGGCUCUGUGCUGUAUCACCUCUUCAUGAACCACGAGGGUGGGGCACCAGUCUACCGUACUCUGCUGUCCCUCGAUAUGCUUGGCGUCUGCAUGGUCAACACCUUGGGAGCGCUGCCCAUCGUAUACAUCACACUUCUAUGUUACCCCUCCAUCCGCAACACGGCUCUUCUGGCCUACAUCUUGCUCUCCACCUACGGGGUCUACUGUGCGGUUACCGCCCGGAGCAACGUGCGCCGCCUGCAGUCCUUCGCCUGGCAGGCGCUCUUCCGCUUCCUCCUCUUCAUGCUGCGCUGGAGUGGCGUAGGCACGGGCAGCCCCGCGUCGCUGCGCCACUUCCUCACCAUGGACUUCCUGGCCAUGCUGGGCGGAGUCAUCAACAUUAGCCGCAUCCCCGAGCGCUUCCGCCCGGGGGUCUUUGACUACUGGUGCAACAGCCACCAGAUAAUGCACGUGCUGGUGGUGGUCUCCAUUGUGUUCCUACAUUGGGGCAUGGUGGAAGACCUACUGUGGCUCAACAACUACCAAUGUCUUCCAGAGUGACACCUUGAGAAAUAAGUGCAUUUAGAGGUUAGGAAGUGGAUUGGGACACAAUGGAAUCCAUGAAAUUGAGAAUAUUUGGAUGAGAGACUCAUAGAGAAAGAGAUGCAAAGACUAGGAGAAGAAGUGGUUUAUGUGCACAGCUAUUACUGAAUCUCAGGUCAUAACAUCAUAACAUAAGCACUUUCAUAUGUACACUCACACACACUCAUACAUAUCUAUAUACAUGCACUUUACAGUCAUACAAAUGGGCAGGGGCUGAAUCUUUAUAUUCUGCAUCUACAUUCACCGGCCACUUUAUUAGGUACACCUGCUCAACUGCUCGUUAACGCAAAUAUCUAACCAGCCAAUCACGUGGCAGCAACUCAAUGCAUUUACGCAUGUAGACAUGCUCAAGACGAUCUGCUGAAGUUCAAACCAAGCAUCAGAAUGGGGAGGAAAGGUGAUUUAAGUGACUUUGAACGUGGCAUAGUUGUUGGUGUCAGAAGGGCUGGUUUGAGUAUUUCAGAAACUGCUGAUCUACUGGGAUUUUCACACACAACCAUCUCUAGGGUUUACAGAGAAUGGUCCGAAAAAGAAAAAAUAUCCAGUGAGCGGCAGUUCUCUGGGCGAAAAUGCCUUGUUGAUGGCAGAGGCCAGAGGAGAAUGGUCAGACUGGUUCGAGCUGAUAGAAAGGCAACAGUAACUCAAAUAACCACUUGUUACAACCAAGGUAUGCAGAAGCAUCUCUGAACACACAACACGUUGAACCUUAAAGCAGUUCUGAAGGCAAAAGGGGGUCUAAUCCGGUACUAGCAAGGUGUACCUAAUAAAGUGACCGAUGAGUACAUAUUACACAGGUGCCGGUCUUUUGGCAAGUAUUAAUUUAUAUAAUUACAUUGACAACAGCUUUAGUAUUCUGAAUUGUAUUCUUUAAUUAUGCUUUCAUUUACAUGUAAAUGAGUUAUGUGGAUUAUGCAUAUAAUAUAUUUUACUGAUUACAGUUGGAGUGAGUCUUUUGUGUGAAGUUGAAUUGGCCAGAAAAAACUAGAUUUCAUUGUACAUUACGUAUUUUAGUUAACGUGUGACCUGAAGCCAUUCAGAAUAAGAAUCUAGUGAAGGCAUAUAAUGGAAGUGUUCCACUUGGGAUUCAAAUUUUUCAAAUUCUUCCAACAGUAUAAUUACUCUAUAGAUUAAUAUAUUUUCAUAUAUUUUAAAUUAUGUAAAUGUAAUAUUUUGUCUAGUACUAGAACAUAAAACUAUUUGGUCAAGGUCAGGGACUGUGUAAGUAAAGGUGGUAGUUUUUCUUAAAAUUACUUAUUCAAUUACAUUUUAAAUAAACUAUUGUAAUAUGUUUCUUUUUAAUGAUACUAAAUGUAGAAUAUUUUCACAUUGGACUAUAUACAUGUUUGCCAAAGGAAAACUCAUAUUCAGCAUCCAGUAUGAAAGCCAGUACACAGACACUUGCAUUUUCAGUCUGAAACACUUGGCAAAUGACAACAUCGGAAGAUAUGUACAGUGAUGGAAUUUUAGGUGCAUAGUUCACAACCUAUAGUGAUAAGAAAUAGUUCACAAUCUAGCUGAGAAGUUCAUCCUACACCACUAAGUGGCAGGGGAGAACUUGAAAAGGCACCAAAUCAAAGGAAGUUUCCACCAAUAGGCAUUACAUUGUUUAAUCAAUCCUUUUUAAAAACAACUUGAUGUUGUUUAAAUGUUUAUUUCAACUAUAUCCGUCAAAAGGAGCUAAGCACUUUCUCCACAUUGUAAAUGCUUUAGAUUAAAAAAGUGUGGUUAUGAAAGUAACAGGAACACUCUAAAUAAAUCACCAUAGCACUGGAUAAAAUUCUCUAGUUUGGCUUCUUGAUAUUUUUGUAUGGUGCAGACUAGCACUCAAUCAGUACAAAUUUAAUACAACAAAGUGUUGCAGCGAUAUGGCUCACUUCCUGUAUGGUACCUUUGCCUUCAAAUUUGUUUGUUUACAGCAGCCAUAUUGUUUGACCUAGCAAAUAUCUUUUUAAUAACUUUUGGUCACAGUACUUUCAAGAUGAUGCAUGCCAAAUUUGGUGGUGAUCGGUCAAAUAGCUUAUGACUAGUUAACAAAAGUAUGUUUUUCAAACAAUUCAAAAUAGCAGAAACUCCAAUAUGGCGGAAAUUGAAAUGGGUGAGUGCAUUUAACUCGGCUGGAUCUAAACUUGGUGUCUGGAUACCUUGGCCUAUCCUUCAUCAAUGUGGCAAAUUCCACAAAAAUCCACCAAGCGGUUCAAUGGGUCGCCAUAAACUCCCAUGACAGAAACUAUAAUAGUGAAAAAUUCAAACAAUUACAACAGGGGCCUGCACAGCUUUGGUGCUUGGCCCCUAAUUACAAAUCAUGACUUAACUUUAAACUUUUGGUUGCCUGCCAGAUUUUAACAAUUAAAUCUUUGAACAUAAUAGGUUCUACAAGGUAUUUUGUUAGUCUUUUAAUAUUUUGGGGAAAUUAUGUAUAUGUGUAUGUAUAGUUUUUACACUAACACCCAGUACAAUGCAUGAUACUUAAUCUUGUAUUUGCAUAAUUAACAAAAUCUUGACAGUGCACUUCCCUAUAUACAGCCUACAUACAGCCCCCUGCAUUGUAUUAGCAAAUGAAAAACAUUAAAAUUUGUCCUCAAUUUUUUCUCUCCACUAUGAAACUAAGCAUGUUAUUUGGACAUGACUCAACUAGCUCUUACUUUCCUCCAUGUUUAGGCUAGGGAUGACAUCAUUUACCUGAGUAGGCAAAAAAAAUUUUUUUGACUAAUUUUGAGGUAAACAUUUGGUUAUAUUUUUGGGGAAUGCUCGGUUGAUGAUUUAAUGACAUAAACUUUAAAAUUUAAUGACACUAACAAAUGCAAAUUUUGUAAAACAUGACAGCUGCAGUGUGCUGGCUUGUAAGCUGUGUAGGAAUGUACAUGAUCUGUUGUUUUUAGCGGAGUGCGUGCACUGCCUUAUACUGUUUACAGUCUGCAAAAAGUAAUGUUCAUUAGCCGGUUCAGAAAGAUUCAUUGGUACGUCAACGACAAAUAAAGAUUUACAGAUGCA
Molecule: messenger RNA, 4951 nt
Organism: Anguilla rostrata (American eel)
Lineage: Eukaryota; Metazoa; Chordata; Actinopteri; Anguilliformes; Anguillidae
Product: progestin and adipoQ receptor family member 4-like
Exons: 3
Coding region: 1100-1918 (272 amino acids)
Cellular component (GO): membrane
Molecular function (GO): signaling receptor activity
Source: RefSeq, a predicted model, not a curated record